This is a messenger RNA of Aspergillus piperis CBS 112811, 291 nucleotides long. RefSeq lists its product as uncharacterized. The record is from RefSeq and is a predicted model, not a curated record. The transcript has 2 exons. Lineage: Eukaryota; Fungi; Ascomycota; Eurotiomycetes; Eurotiales; Aspergillaceae. The coding region runs from base 1 to 291 and encodes 96 amino acids.
AUGAGACUCACUCCCAUGAUCCUGGCCAUGGCCACAGCGGCAAUGGCAAUCCCUUUGACCCAUGACACGAACGUAAACCGUGGGGAAGCCGUGGCUGAAGCACCGGAGUAUAACCCUACACUUGAGCCGCAUUCGAAGCGUCAGGAUUACCCUCCUGCAUUCGAAGUCAAACCGCCGAAGCGUCAGGAUUACCCUCCGGCCUUCGAGGUCCCUCCGUCGAAGCGUCAGGACUACCCUCCUGCAUUCGAAGUCCAUUCUUCCGAGCACGCGACUGCUAAUAAGGACGCAUAG